AUGUCAGAACGGCCACUAACAUCAGAGGAGCAGUUGAAUUUGUCUCGGGCCAGGGACAAAAUUGCCCUUUUGAACUCCGAUCUGCUUGAUAUUCUGAAGGAAUUGUAUGAGGAGAGAAAGUCCUACGACCUCGUGAGCUUUUUCAUUUUCCAAAUGGGUCUUAGAACGAAUGGGAAAAAAGGAGGGAGAUUUAUUGUUUAUGUUGGUUCUUUGAGGGGAUUUUUUCGUGUGCAAAUUCUUUUUGAUAUAAUUUUGUAGCAAUUCCUUGAACCAUUUACUUGAAACUUUUAGGAAUAACAUAGUUUUAUUGGUGAAAUAAUAUUGGUGUUUUUUUUUACAUCCUGUAAAGGAAAUUUCAUAAAUUAUAGGAAACACCUUGCUCGAAACUUCAACUUAGGUCUUUCUCAAAACUUUUUUCGAAUCACUAAUUUUUUUUUCAGAAAGUCUAUCGUUUUCUUUAUUUCAGUGUGCCAGCAAAGCUUUUUCAAGCUUAUCUCAGACGUCAAAUUUGUGCAGAAUUUCGCGUUAUUGAAUUUUUCUGAAAUGAAAAUUGCAUUUUUGAAACAAUUCCCCUAGUCUCAGUGUAGGAAAAUACAAUAUUCUAGAUGUUAAAAGUAUAAUUUGAACAUAUUAUUUUCAAAACACUUUUUUUUAGAUCAUCUCGUCAACUAAAUUACAUGAAGUUGAUAAUUUCAUUUUUUUUUUCAGUCCUAUUAAGCUUUUAUCACUUUCUGAUCGAUUUUCAGACAGCAACACUUCAAUCCUACAUCGAUCACAUUGCCAAGAUCAAAAAGAUGUACGGAAUCGAGAAGGAAGAUGGGAAAGGCCUCGUGAAACCUGCGGAAAAGGAGAAAACGAAUGCAAUUCCUGAGAAACGAAAGUUUGCCAAGGUUGGUUUUCUGAAGAAAACGUUGCAUCAUUAUCAUUUUUUGCUGAACUUCUUUUGGAGUUAUUAGGUGUUUGAAAAGGCAAAACCAUUAUAAUGAAGUUUUUGAUGCGAAUAACCGUAUUCAGCAGUUUUCCAAGCCCUGCAUGGAUUCUGCGCCUUUGAACUUGUAUAGCAAUGGUUUUUGGAUUUAAAUAUAAUUUAUAGUGAGACUGAGAUCGUUACUAAUUACAUUUCGAAUCUAUUUUCAUUGGAAAAAACAAUUUUGGAAUACUUUUGAAGCGAAAAAAAAAUCGAUUUCUUGUCUAGAAGGGGCACACUCCAUUUAAUGAAAAUUUUGAGGUGAAAAAGACUUCAUUUUGAGUAGUUUUUGAAGCCAUUGAAGACGCCGUUUUUAUUGGAUAAGAACGAUGAUUUUUUUAUUAUUCUUUAAUUAAAAAAAUACUUUGUUUAGAAAAAAAUUUUUACACGAUGAAAAAGUAGAAUAAAAAGUUUAUUUCAUACAGAUUCCUGUCUUUCCUUUUUAUUUUUUACAUUUUCCCUUGUGCCGUCUUCAAAGUGAUUUCGUCAAUUUUCGAAAUUGACGCGUUAUUCGAUAAAAUUAUUUCGCGAAAUACGCCAAUUUGGAAUUCCGUAAAAAUAGCUGAUUUGCUGUAGGACUCACUUUUUUUCUUGGCCAAUUUUGCGUAUUUUAUGAAUUAAUUUUGAACGAAUGACGCGUCUAUUUGAAGUGGCUAAAUUCAGAACAGCGGACCCCGAAAAGAUCGGAAAAAAUGCUGAAGAAGAACGCAUCAAUUUCAAAAUCAAUGCAUUGAAACUUCCAUUUUCCAGGCCAAACGACGCGGCAUCAAAGAGGACGGCGAUGCGACGUUGACCGCGACGCCGUACACUUCCAAACCGAGUUUCGAGCCAACGAAAUCCUUCCCCCCGGCUAUCCCAAUCAUUGACCAACUCUCCAAGCCGAUUUCCAACUUCGCCGCGUCGUCUCCGUCGUUAACGGCUUCUAUGGCCGCCACGCCCAGAUUUGGGUGGGAUUUCGAGGGGGAAACUUGAUAAAAUCCGAAGUCUGAUCAUGGGCGAACAAAAGAAGCACUUCAAAUUAUAGUAUUUUCCUUCGUGUCUUGUUAAAACUUAUUCCGCGGAUUUUAAAAUUGUCUCUUACUUUCCGAAACUUGGUCAUCUUUUUCAAAAGUUUUUUUGAAUUUCACUUUGAAAACCGUAUUAAAAGGAUAGGACAUCCAUUUGAAAGAUCAUAUUUGAUAGGUUUUCAAAUUUUUUGAAGUUGUUCAUCGAGACAUAAUAAUCCUUCUGAAGUUCAUAGUUAUUAUAUACGCCCAUUGAAACUUAUUUGUAAAUGGUUAAUUUAACAGAAUGUUUGAAUCUCAUUUCUAAUUUUCAAUGUUUUUCUUAUCAUGUUAAGGCUUUCUGUGGAUAUUUUCAGGUGUAAAAUAAGAAAAAUAUGUAGUUGCGACCAAAGAAAAAACUUUUAUAUAAGUGACCGGUGCGAUUUUCAUGCAAAAAAUUAGCAAAAAGUAGAAAAAUAACCUUUCCGAAUGUAUUUUAUCAGUUUUUUUUUUUGGAGAUUUCAUGAAUGAUCCACUGUUUCUAGAAAUGCAAUAGUUUUCUAAAAUAGAAGUAUACAAGUAACUUUAUUUACUUUCACCUUUAUCAAACUCCAAACAGAAACUUUUCCGUUAAUAUUUAUAAUUUCCUUUUUUUUCAGAGACCUGUCCAAAAUAGAAACUUCGUCGCCAGCAGUACCUAUUCCAGAUGUAUGAAAAUAUUUCGUGAACGAUUGAUAUAAGAAUAUAUUUAUUGUCAGAAGCCUGAAGAAUCGGCAAAAAGCGGCGGUAGGAAGCGGGCGAUCCGCGGCGGCGGAGUCUUGGGCGGCUCGGAAACUGUCGUUUUCCGUGGUAAUGAUAGUGGAGGUGUGUGGGGAAUGAAACAAAAAGUGUGAAAAUUUUGAAUCGUAAAAAAAGAGUGUAGAAAGUUGAAUUUUCUAUGUUUCUUAAUGACUUUUUUUAAACUUUUGUAUCGACUUUGUGAUUUCCUUGGUUUUUUUUUUUGAGAGUCUUUUUUUAUUUUUAAGACAGUUUUAUCAUUUGGAAACGUCUAAUAAAUUACAAGGAUACUCUUAAAAGUUAAAAUUUAAGUGAAUUUGUCUGAAAAAGCAGGAUGUUUAAUUGAGUCGAGAAAAUCAAUGAACUGAGCCAAAAUUACUUUCAAAAAAUUUAGAACUGCGUGAUUGAAAGUUUCUUUUUACAUUUUUUACAUAUGAAACUUGACUAUCGAGAUAUUUAUCAUUUAUGCCUGUUUUUCAUUGUGACAAUCACUUUUGCAGCCAAGGAGAACAAAGAUUCGACGCCGAAAUUCCCCAUCCCGACGAUAGUCCUGCCAAAACCGACGCCAGACUUCUGGACGAAAAAGCCAGCCGCUCCAGAAGGCAAAGAUGCCCCUGUGAUGGGCGGUGGAAGCCUUUUCGCCUUCAUGAACAAGGAUGGGUGAGUAUUAAAGCUUCUUAACGCUAUUGAAACAUUUUUUUCUUUGAUUUGAAAACGCUCCGAAGUUUCAAGUUCUUAAUUUGAGGUCCUAAAAAAAGUGUUGCAAAACCGUUUUCUAUAUUUAAUCUUUAUUAAGAUCCCGCCAUUUUAGAGCGAUUUUUCUGUGGAAUAGUAAGAAAUUUUUUUCACAAGGUAAUUUGAAAGUUGUUUUCCAAGACCAGAAUAAUUUUAAAAAAAGUUGAAGUUGAGCAGGAAAAAAGUUUUUUUGCAGGGUUUUUACGGACUUAUUAGAAGAACAAAUAGGAUAAUUUUAAUAAUCUACUCAUUUUCGUGAAAAAUUUCAGAAACAAACAUUUUUUUAAACAAAUAUCUUUUUGUGGACCGUAACCCGCGCCGACGACUAACUCUUCGGUUAUGCCAUGAUUCAGCAGAGAUUUCUUCAUCUUACUCUGAAGACUGAAUAAAUUGUAAUUGUAGUUGUAUCUUUUUUCCCGCUUACUGAUUCAAAUAAGAACCAGUAUGACAAAUUGGAAAACUUUCAAAAAUAGCGAAAUGUGAUAUUUCUGAUAUUCAACUAACUUUCAGCAACGCCCCGCCGGCACCAAAGUUCACUGGUUUUUCGUUUGGAAAAAAGCCGGAUGAAGAGAAACCGGAUGAUAAAAAGGAGGAAGAGAAGAAAAAUGAGAAGACGGAAGACAAGAAAGACGACGAAGCCGCCAAGAGGUUCAGAUAGAAGACGGGCUUCUUUUGAGGACAAAAUGUGCAUUUUUCAGUUCUUCACUGUUCAAAUUUGGCGCUUCCACGAACAAUUCAAACUCUUCUCCGUUUUCCUUCGGAAACGGGAAAGUCGGCGAUUCGGCGACGACUUCGACCUUCGGAUCUCUUCUUCCUGGAAAUUCCACCAAAACUUCUUCGGCCGCUCCGGUCUUCCCGUCAUUUGGGGCCAAGCCGAGCGGUGAUGGCGAAAAGUGGGAGUUUCGAUUUUUCAAAAGCUGAAGGUCAACAAAUAUCGUUAUCAUUAUAUAUUUUCCUUUUUAGUAAAUAUUGGAAAACACCCUCAUUCAGAUCCUACACCUUGCCGGCGCCCCCAGCUUUCCCGUCGCUCGGAUCGUCCUCCAUUUUCUCUUCAAUCAACACGACGGGGCCUUCUCCAGAUGCUCCCAAGCUGACUUUCGGCUCGGGACUUGGCGGCGGCGGAGGACUUUUCGGCAAUUUGGCUUCUCAGGCUGCUGCCAAUGCUGAGAAAGGCAAUGAGGAGGAUGAGGGUGUGUCGUUAAAUUGAUUUUUGGUUUUGAAAAAUGAAUCGGAAUAGGUUUAAUUUGUCAUUUUAUAAUGCCCUUACUAGCUAAAAUAACAUUUGUUCGGAAAUCUUCAGGAAAUUCAAAAUAGCCGUCAGAGAUUGAAAAAGAUAGCUAAACUUUGAAGAAACAACACUGCAUAAUUUUUGGAUAAAUUUUCGAAGUUUCCUUCUCUAUUCAUUUUUCUCUUCAGAAGCAGAGGAGCCGCCAAAAGUUGAGGCGGUCGAGGUCAAGGAAGACGACGCCAUCUUGAGCUUGAAGUGAGAUCCAAAACAAAAAGAAAACAUUUCUAAUUUCUCCAUUCAUUUCAAGAGGGGCUGUCUUCAAAUACGCCAACAAGACCUAUGAGAAACUCGGCGUCGGAAUGGUCUACGUGAAGGAGAACGACGGGAAACCGAGUGUGUUGAUUCGCGCCGCCACGACUACUGGUUUGAAUUCGGCCAAAACGGAAAAGCUCCUCAAAGACUUUUUUCAAAAACAGAUCUUAUAAAAUUUCUCAAAUUUUUUUUUCACUUUUUCAUAUUCUUUAUUAAAAAGCUGCUGGAUAGCAACUGAACGGAUUCUAGGACAUCCAAAAAAAGAUCCUCCGUCGCCUGAAAAUGGAGCUCAAGACACUUUUCCCCAGUAACCUUUUCAGCUCUUUCUCAGGGUCCUUGUAGGGACUUUUCCGUUGCUACCUAUGAAACUAUCUUUUCCGCGGAUUUCAGUGAACUUUUUAGGUAAGGUCUGGCUGAACACGCUGAUCAACGCGGCGAUGAAGGCGACCAAGGCCGGCGAGAAAAAUGACAAAAUCAGGGUUGGUUUCUGGAGGAAAAGAGGGCUCUCAUGUUAAUAAGGUUAACCAGCCGUGCGGGCGGUUCUCAGAGGGUGAACCCGUAAUAGACCCGUAUAACCACAGUUUGGAGUGUUUUCGACUUUUUCGAGACAUCUUUCGAGUACGGUUGAAUCUCAGCUUUUUCUAAAUAAAAACAGCGGGGUCCCUUAUUGCACCCGUUUGAUCCCUGUGUUAGCAAAAAUGAUACUCGAAUAACUUCAAAAAUCGCGGGUCUAACACGGGUAUACCCGUUGAGUCACCUGGUCAGCAUGAGUUGAUAAGAUCCAUUGCUUAUUCGAUCAUAGCCUAUUCCGCGACAGGUUGUUUCGUUUUUCCCUUCCGCAAAAAAGCCCGUAUAUCAAACUGGACAAAUAUGACCCCAUUUUGCUUCAAGACCUUUUUUUUGCUGUCUAUUUUCAGUUUUGUAGAGCAAACUUUGAAACUUUUUUUCAGUCUUCAGAGUAGGUUCUCCGCUGAAUCAUGGAAUAAUUGAAGAGUUGUUUGUCGGUUCGCGAUAAUGUCGUUGAUCAAGCGUAGACGGCGCGUAGAGCAUCUCGCUUCUCUUGUGAUAGUAGUAGACGACUUUAGAGAGUAUCCGACAAUCACUGCUUCUCCAUGUAGGAACAGUACGGCGCCUAGUUUGUCCAGGGCUGACGGGCGUCGGAAUGAAUCUCGGACGAGAGCGGAAAUGAAGACCUACUACUCGGGUGUUAGAAAUCAGAUAAUAAUAAAAAUGAGAUGAUAAUGAAAUGAGAUAAUAAUAAAAAAAAUUUAAGAGCAAAGUGCAAACGUUUUUUUUCAAAAGAUCACCGCCUUGACUUUACAAGGAGAAAGAAUAUGGUCCUGUUCGCCUAAUAAUUUUUCAAUGAAACCUUUCGAAAAACUGAAAGAUUGCAGCUGAGCUGUCCGAUCAGCGACUCUGAGAUCGCGACACUGCUGAUCCGCUUCGCGUCGCCCGAAGAAGCCUCGAGUUUCUUCGACAAAAUCGAAGAGAAACAAAAACAAUGA
Caenorhabditis auriculariae is the source of this 6507-nucleotide messenger RNA. NCBI's taxonomy places the organism in Eukaryota, Metazoa, Nematoda, Chromadorea, Rhabditida, Rhabditidae. The record is from the annotation of a GenBank genome assembly.